Messenger RNA from Daucus carota subsp. sativus, 348 nucleotides. RefSeq lists its product as uncharacterized. The record is from RefSeq and is a predicted model, not a curated record. Lineage: Eukaryota; Viridiplantae; Streptophyta; Magnoliopsida; Apiales; Apiaceae. The transcript is spliced from 2 exons. Bases 1 to 348 code for a protein of 115 amino acids.
AUGUCAAAUUUCACCAAACUUGAAUUUGAGGCUCUUGAUAUUACCGGAAAGAACUACUUGUCAUGGAUAUUAGAUAUUGAACUUCAUUUAGCCGCACAAGAUCUUGGAGACACAAUCAAAGAGGGAAAUAAAGAAUCAGAAUCAAACCGUGCAAAAGCAAUGAUUUUUCUUCGCCGCCAUCUCCAUGAAGGACUUAAAACAGAAUAUCUUACGGUGAAAGAUCCACUUGAACUUUGGAAAAAUUUGAAAGAUAGAUAUGAUCAUCAAAAGACUGUUAUUUCUCCAAAAGCUCGCUAUGAUUGGAUGCAUUUGAUGCUUCAAGAUUUUAAAACCCCUAUGAAUCAGUGA